Messenger RNA from Caretta caretta (loggerhead turtle), 1407 nucleotides. RefSeq names its product CD34 molecule (gene CD34). Gene Ontology annotation, cellular component: membrane. Lineage: Eukaryota; Metazoa; Chordata; Testudines; Cheloniidae. Gene Ontology annotation, biological process: cell-matrix adhesion. The record is from RefSeq and is a predicted model, not a curated record.
AAGCUAGAUCAAGCUUUGGACAAACUCCAUCUCAUAAUUUGGAACCACAAGCAUAAACCGUGCAAGGGAAUUCCACUGCACAUGUUAGUGGACUGAACGAUUUGAACUAAAGGGGAGUCACACACAGUCUCGACAGAGCUGCCGCAGAGCUUAAAAACCCAAGAGUACUAAAGUAAUAUCCAGUUUUGCUUGUAAGUAAUCAGCAGGGAUGUUGUUACAGGGGAGUUUAAAAGCAACGAAGAGGAAGCAGCUUUUCUGGACAAUGUUCUAUGUUCUGAGCUUGAUGGACAAUAAAGUUUCUAGUGAAAAUAACCACAGUUCACCAGCCACUACCUCACCUUCAGCGAUGAAUGCUACUAUCACCAGUCUAACACCAGCAACAACAACUGUCGCUCUCACAGAAACAAUGAUCUCCUUGGAGCCUACAAAUAUUUCACCAGCACCAGAAGGAAAAGAAAGUACUGCUGAAACGACCAAAAUGACUGAAGACACCAGCCCUGCGACUUCCACAGGACCCACCCAAACACACAUGCAUGUGUCAGACCAGUCAGUGUCAGUGAACACAUCUCCCGAUUCGCAGCCGAACAUAUCACAGGCUCCUUUCAGUACGACAGCACGAGCCACGACUUUGGAAAUGGUUUCGACAGCCACUACUGUCCUCACAAAGCAAACUUCCCACUCAGCUGCCACAGGACCCCCGCCUAUUAGCACCAUGGAGCCCUACACCAUCGCUUGCCAGAAUAUUAAACAUGUGAAGAAGCCCAGAGUGAUCUGCUUGCAUCUCCAUGAGCCCGACACAUGUAAUAAUUUUGUAAAGACAAAGGGAGCAAAUUUAGGUAUGGUGAUUUGUGACACAGCAGCACACGACAAUCUCUUCUCUUCUCCGCCAUGCCACAUUGAAUUCGCCAAAUCUGAGGUGGAUCCCUUCUGCAUGCUGCUCAUUCAGGCUGGCAGUAAAGAUGCAGAUGCAAUAGAAAAGCUCCUCCAACAUCCAACGUCUGAUCUAACUAAGCUUGGAAUAAAAUCCCAUACACUGGAGAGUCCUGGACUUCACCAGAACAGUCCCCGGAAGACACUGAUUGCCUUGGUCACAUCUGGACUCUUGCUGGCGUUUCUGAGUUUGGCUGGAUACUUCCUUAUGAAACGACGGAGUUGGAGCCCCAGGGGAGAGAGGCUGGAUGAAGACCUCUAUUACACUGAAAACGGUAGCCAGGGAAACACAGUGGUCACCGUGGCCUCCCAAGAGCAGUCCGAGCCUCAGGAGAAGCCAAAUCACAACAGAGGGGCUCAGAAGAAUGGGACUGGACAGGCAUCCUCAAAAAAUGGACAUUCAGCCAGGCAGCACAUUGUUGCUGACACUGAAUUGUGAAACGUGUUAGGGUGACUGCCUUAUUAUCAUGAUUUGAA